AUGACUUCGGCGUUUUUCUUUUUCUUCGUUGGUUUGUUUGGACACGUAGUGUGCCAAGGAAAUGAUCCCAACGUUUGCACGUCAGACAACGGUUACCCAGCUGAGGGGUAUGCUCCAAGUUGCAAGUACAAAUGCAGCAAUGGGCAAGAGUAUGAAACAUGUAAUUACGACGAUGCCACAUUUUGCUUCGUGUUUUACGGCAAAGGAAAUACGACACUGCACCACCUUGGAAAAUGCGUAAAUGGGGAAUGCGAACCAGAAAACAGAGCCGCUGACAGGACUCUACCGCACCAGUGGGAUGGCAAAUAUCAUCAGUGCAAAGAUUUGGAAAGUUAUCAAGAACCAGUUGUUAACUGCACAUACAUCUGCGCCAAAGAACGGGCUUCUUACGAGCUCCCAGAGUAUUAUUACGGAAUAUAUAAGACUCCUUCAAAAUGCUGGCUGGGAAGCGAGGUCGGCGUAUGCGUAAGUGGGAUAUGCCAUAGCGGAAAAGACUUCCCACAAAUUGAUCAGGGUCCUCAGCAACCUCCUCAAUAAAGGAAUCUCUGGCACCCAAGCA
Ixodes scapularis (black-legged tick) is the source of this 559-nucleotide messenger RNA. RefSeq lists its product as uncharacterized. The coding region runs from base 1 to 537 and encodes 178 amino acids. The record is from RefSeq and is a predicted model, not a curated record. The transcript has 7 exons. NCBI's taxonomy places the organism in Eukaryota, Metazoa, Arthropoda, Arachnida, Ixodida, Ixodidae.